Messenger RNA from Castor canadensis (American beaver), 1775 nucleotides. It is a transcript of the gene Hcrtr2, whose product is annotated as hypocretin receptor 2. The record is from RefSeq and is a predicted model, not a curated record. Gene Ontology annotation, molecular function: orexin receptor activity. Gene Ontology annotation, biological process: circadian sleep/wake cycle process; feeding behavior; G protein-coupled receptor signaling pathway. Gene Ontology annotation, cellular component: plasma membrane. Lineage: Eukaryota; Metazoa; Chordata; Mammalia; Rodentia; Castoridae.
GGAGUAAUUGAGCCGUGCUGAGCGAGCGGGUGGUGGCUUUCUCCUCGUGGUGUCAUUGCUGCAGCCUGGGCUGCCGGGUCCCUGACUGCUCAGCCGCCAGUGUUCCCCGUGCAGAGCCAAGUUGCGCGUCCCAGGACUCCGGAGGCAUUGGCUCGGUAACUUUUCACGUCAUUUUCUGCGGGGCUCAGGGCCCUUCCCGCCGCGCCGCGCCGCGCCCUCCGCGCGCGUCUCCAGUGCUCAUGGGGCAGGCGGAGAGCGGCUCGCAGCGCUGAGCCCAGGACCGAGCCCGUGAUGUCCGGCACCAGACUGCAGGACUCCCUCCCUCGUCGCAACUGGACAUCUGCCGCCGAGCUGAAUGAAACUCAAGAGCCCUUUCUCAACCCCACCGACUAUGACGACGAGGAAUUCCUGCGGUACCUGUGGAGGGAAUACCUGCACCCGAAAGAAUACGAGUGGGUCCUGAUCGCGGGAUACAUCAUCGUGUUCGUGGUGGCCCUGAUUGGGAACGUCCUGGUUUGUGUGGCAGUGUGGAAGAAUGACCAUAUGAGGACAGUGACCAACUACUUCAUAGUCAAUCUCUCCCUGGCUGAUGUGCUCGUGACCAUUACCUGCCUUCCAGCCACGCUGGUCGUUGACAUCACGGAGACAUGGUUCUUUGGACAACCCCUCUGUAAAGUGAUUCCCUACUUACAGACGGUGUCAGUGUCUGUGUCUGUCCUCACCCUGAGUUGCAUUGCCUUGGAUCGAUGGUAUGCCAUCUGUCACCCUUUGAUGUUCAAGAGUACAGCCAAGCGGGCCCGAAACAGCAUCAUCAUUAUCUGGAUUGUCUCCUGCAUCAUAAUGAUCCCCCAGGCCGUCGUCAUGGAGUGCAGCACCAUGCUCCCAGGCCUAGCCAAUAAAACCAUGCUCUUCACGGUAUGUGAUGAGCACUGGGGAGGUGAAAUUUACCCCAAGAUGUAUCACAUUUGUUUCUUCCUGGUGACGUACAUGGCACCACUCUGUCUUAUGGUGUUGGCUUAUCUGCAAAUAUUUCGUAAACUCUGGUGCCGACAGAUUCCGGGAACAUCAUCUGUAGUUCAGAGAAAAUGGAAGCCUCUGCAGCCUGCUUCACAGCCUCGAGGGUCAGGACAGCAGACCAAGUCCGGGAUUAGUGCUGUGGCUGCUGAAAUAAAACAGAUUAGAGCCAGAAGGAAAACUGCUCGGAUGCUGAUGGUUGUGCUGUUGGUGUUUGCAAUCUGCUACCUACCAAUUAGCAUCCUCAAUGUCCUGAAGAGAGUAUUUGGGAUGUUCGCCCACACUGAAGAUAGAGAGGCUGUGUAUGCCUGGUUCACAUUUUCACACUGGCUUGUAUACGCCAACAGUGCUGCAAACCCAAUUAUUUAUAACUUCCUCAGUGGAAAAUUUCGGGAGGAAUUUAAAGCUGCAUUUUCUUGCUGUUGUCUUGGAGUUCACCAUCGCCAAGAGGAUAGGCUCACCAGGGGACGGACCAGCACAGAAAGCAGGAAGUCCCUCACCACCCAGAUCAGCAACUUUGAUAACUUAUCAAAACUCUCAGAGCAAGUUGUGCUCACCAGCAUAAGCACACUCCCAUCAGCCAACGGGGCGGGACCACCUCAAAGCUGGUAGAAAUCUUUCUCAUAUGACGAGGAUGCUUGAGUCAAACGAUUCUUUUUUAAAAAUCUCGGUAAACAGAAAUUUUAUGACCUAAUCAUCUGAAGCUAAAAUUACUUACUGAUCCAGUUUUUGAAAAUCUAUGGCUCUUUGGAAAUAAAAAA